CAAAGGAUGCAGCUAGGAGAGCAGAUCUUGACCAGCUCUGCUCCUAACCUACCCCACACAUUCUACCCUUUGCCGGGGGACCCUAGCAGCGCUGCCCAUAGCCCCAGUUUGGACUUCAGUGUAGGGCAGCAUAAAGGACAGCAACAGCACAAGAAGUACUCCAGGGGGCACCACGUAGAAACCAGUGCCAAUCCCAGAGAAACUGGCACAUCCAGCACAGGCGCCAUGCUCAGCGAUGCAGGGGAUACUUUCUCAGCAUCUAAAGCGAUACCUGAAGGCGGCCGCAAGGACUCCCCAGUUGUGGAUGAGGACUUAAACUCCGCGGCGACCACUGCCGCUCCUCGCUACCUGGACAACAGCCUGCAGUCAGCUUCCGAGCGCUAUUAUCUCCAGUCCCAAGGGCAGCAGCCCCAGCAGCCUGGCACAGAGCUGGGGUCCCCCUGUUCAAUAUUCCCCUAUGCACCCCCUCAGCACAGCGCAGUUUAUCCAAGCAGUGGAGCUGCUAGGUACCCCCCUUAUGGCAGCAUGCUGCCUCCUGCAGGCUUCUCUCCUCCAGUGUGCCCCUCUCGGCCUCAAUACACUACAGGGUAUCAGUACACACAGCCCCCAGGGACCAUGUACAGCCCUUACCAGUCUGCUGGCUCAGGUGGUGGUCUGGGUGCGCUUGGCCUGGCCAGUACAGGGUCCGGGGUGAGGGCACAAGUAUUCCUGUGUAACAGACCCCUGUGGCUCAAAUUUCAUCGACACCAGACCGAGAUGAUCAUCACCAAACAGGGCAGGCGGAUGUUUCCAUUUCUCAGUUUCAACAUUACUGGCCUAAACCCCACAGCUCAUUACAAUGUGUUUGUAGAAGUGAUCUUGGCUGAUCCCAAUCACUGGCGCUUUCAGGGUGGCAAGUGGGUUACUUGUGGCAAAGCUGAUAACAACAUGCAAGGCAACAAAGUGUAUGUUCACCCAGAGUCUCCAAAUACAGGAGCUCAUUGGAUGAGACAGGAGAUUUCCUUUGGAAAACUGAAACUAACUAACAACAAAGGUGCGAACAACAAUAAUACCCAGAUGAUAGUCCUACAGUCCCUACACAAGUACCAACCGCGCCUACACAUAGUUGAAGUUACAGAAGAUGGAGUGGAGGACCUAAAUGACUCUGCCAAAACUCAGACCUUCACUUUUCCUGAAAACCAAUUCAUUGCUGUAACUGCCUAUCAGAACACCGAUAUUACCCAGCUUAAAAUUGACCACAAUCCAUUUGCAAAAGGCUUCAGGGACAACUACGACUCCAUGUACACGGCUUCAGAAAGUGACAGAUUAACGCCAUCUCCUGCGGAUUCUCCUAGAUCACAUCAGAUAGUGCCCGGAGCCCGUUACAGCGUUCAGCCUUUCUUCCAAGAGCAAUUCGUCAACAACUUGCCCCCUGCCAGAUACUACAGCGGGGAGAGAACUGUACCCCAGACCAGCGGGUUGCUGUCCCCUCAGACUCAUGAAGAGGUUGCAAAUGUUCCACCACAAAGGUGGUUUGUGACUCCUGUACAACAAGCUAAUGCCAACAAACUAGACAUGGGUCCAUACGAAACUGACUACUCAUCCAGUUCUCUGCUCACUUAUGGCAUCAAGUCCUUGCCUAUCCAGACUUCUCACCCCAUGGCAUACUAUCCAGAUGCAGCCUUUGCUUCCAUGACUGGAUGGGGAAGCAGAGGAUCUCCUUAUCAGCGGAAAAUGUCCUCAGGUUUGUCGUGGUCUUCAAGAUCAAGUCCACCUGGUUUCCCUGAAGACCUGCUGUCUAAGGACAAAGUGAAAGAAGAAAUGGCCUCUUCGUGGGUUGAGACACCCCCUUCCAUAAAAUCUCUGGACUCCAAUGAUUCUGGUGUGUACACAGGGGCUUGCAAGAGAAGAAGGCUUUCUCCUAGCACUUCCAGCAAUGAAAACUCCCCCCCUAUAAAAUGUGAGGACAUUGCAUCUGAGGACUACAAAGAUGCAUCCAAAAGUUUGGGCUACUAUGCGUUUUACUCUAGUUCCUAA
Bombina bombina (fire-bellied toad) is the source of this 2016-nucleotide messenger RNA. RefSeq names its product eomesodermin (gene EOMES). The transcript is spliced from 6 exons. The record is from RefSeq and is a predicted model, not a curated record. Gene Ontology annotation, molecular function: DNA-binding transcription factor activity, RNA polymerase II-specific; RNA polymerase II cis-regulatory region sequence-specific DNA binding. Lineage: Eukaryota; Metazoa; Chordata; Amphibia; Anura; Bombinatoridae. Gene Ontology annotation, biological process: regulation of transcription by RNA polymerase II; CD8-positive, alpha-beta T cell differentiation involved in immune response; endodermal cell fate specification. Bases 7 to 2016 code for a protein of 669 amino acids. Gene Ontology annotation, cellular component: nucleus.